Molecule: messenger RNA, 816 nt
Organism: Daldinia decipiens
Lineage: Eukaryota; Fungi; Ascomycota; Sordariomycetes; Xylariales; Hypoxylaceae
Exons: 4
Coding region: 310-645 (111 amino acids)
Source: RefSeq, a predicted model, not a curated record
GGCACCUGAAAACCUCGAUUAUACUCGGAUCCGUUACUACGACACUGGGGCCUAACGUCGUUUCCAGGCACAGAUCUCGUAUACUCGUAUACUUGUUAAAUUAUCUUUUGCAUCCACUUGGUAUUCAGCUUGUCACUUGCUGCCAACAAUUUCUUUACAUCCGACUCCUUUGUGUAAGACCGACUGCCAACUUCUUCCGCUCGUCAUCUUGUUGCACACACAUUCUGCUCCGUCUCAUCUUGCCCUAUCUUGUUUAUUUUGCUGUCCGAAAAUAAAAUUUCUUAAAUCCAACCGGUACUACGACACAAAAUGACGAGCUGCAUUGGUGGUUUCCGCGCCUUUACGGCAAGAUUACAAAAACUCAUUGGUGUCAAGUCCUCUAAACCGGUUUCUGAGAAACCGGCGCUGCAGAUUUCAGCACCGUUCAACUUCAAGCACGAGACGCUCUCAUUGCCGGGUGUGUCGGAAGAUGAGAUCGCCAUACUGAAGGAGCAAGCAGCCUCAUCCCGCUUUGGAACCGCCGACUCGUCGUCCUUCGGCACUCCGCGCAGGGCCCCGCCUCCGCCUUCGUCGUUACGUCCCGUCACGCCUGUGCUGAAGGUGACGCCAAGCACCCCUAUCACCCCUAUCGAAAACCUCAUCUAAAGCUAGAUGAGGGAUUUCUUCUCUAGGUCAUUUUUUCGAAAUGGAGGGAAUAGAUAUCAGACGUGACUGUAGCUUUUACUAUCUGCCUCGUAGCGGAGAGCAUUGUACGGCUUUAUACUAUGCGCGGGUCUCUUAGCUUCCUCGACACUUCACAUAAUAGGCGGUCACCCG